AAAUAAUCCGACUCGCCUGUGAGAUUGAUUGAUUGAUUGACUGAUCAACUCGACUCACACAGUUUUUUUUUUACUUAUCGCUGAGCAAAUCCGCCCAAUAUCAAAUAUCAUUCAAAAUAAAGUUGAAAAAUCGCGCACUUUUUCAAUUCAAUUCAACUUUUUAUUUUUUGUCUUUAUUUCUUUUGUCUUUAAUUCAACACUCAAUCACUCACCUCCCCCCUUUAUUUUAAAAAGUAAUCAACCACAUUUUAUUCUUCAUUAUUUAACGAUGCGGAUGCACAGGUCGGUUCUCAAAGCCACAAGCACGCGGAUGAUGCCGCGGGACAAGACUCUUCCCAAAGACCUUCAGCUGAAAAAGUGGAAAAUAUACAAGGGUGACAAAGUUAUAGUCACAGCCGGUAAAGAUCGUGGACAAACCGGUACAGUAGCCGAAGUAUCCCGUAAGACCAACUCUGUAUACGUCCGUGGACUCAAGCUAGCAUUUAAAAACGUACCAAAAACAGUCGAGUCUCCGACAGGCAAAAUUCAAAAAGAAAUGGCCAUACAUGUGUCUAACCUGGCGCUGGUUGAUCCUAGCACUAAUCAGCCGACGAAGGUGAGGGUUGGGCUUUUUACGGAUCCGGAUACGGGCGUGAAGGAGAAACGUAGGUAUUCGGCGAGCUCUGGGUCAGUUAUUCAUAAGGUUGUGGAUUUGUCGUAUCAGAAGAGCUGGAAGGAUGGCGCGUUUGAUACAGAGCCCGAGCUUGUCAGUAAGGUUACUUUCCAGGCGGUUCCUGGCGUGCCCCCAUUCCCUGAGGAUGUCAUUCGUGAGAUUCAGAACCGGCACAAGAAGCUUUUCUAAAAAAAACCUAUAUAUAAACUGAGUAAGGGAGAUUGGAUUAUUUUUAUUAUAUUUUAUCGAAUAUAUUGAUAUUUUUUGUGUUUCAAA
Kickxella alabastrina is the source of this 928-nucleotide messenger RNA. Its product is annotated as translation protein SH3-like domain-containing protein. Gene Ontology annotation, biological process: translation. The transcript has a single exon. Gene Ontology annotation, cellular component: mitochondrion; ribosome. NCBI's taxonomy places the organism in Eukaryota, Fungi, Kickxellomycota, Kickxellomycetes, Kickxellales, Kickxellaceae. The record is from RefSeq and is a predicted model, not a curated record. The coding region runs from base 269 to 841 and encodes 190 amino acids. Gene Ontology annotation, molecular function: structural constituent of ribosome; RNA binding.